Messenger RNA from Amblyraja radiata (thorny skate), 3078 nucleotides. Its product is annotated as potassium-transporting ATPase alpha chain 2. The transcript is spliced from 21 exons. The record is from RefSeq and is a predicted model, not a curated record. Gene Ontology annotation, cellular component: plasma membrane. Gene Ontology annotation, molecular function: ATP hydrolysis activity; ATP binding; P-type sodium:potassium-exchanging transporter activity. Lineage: Eukaryota; Metazoa; Chordata; Chondrichthyes; Rajiformes; Rajidae. The annotation marks the transcript as partial. Gene Ontology annotation, biological process: proton transmembrane transport; potassium ion import across plasma membrane; sodium ion export across plasma membrane.
UUUCAGCAUGACCAUAAACUACCUGUUAAAGAAUUGGUAAAAAAAUAUGAAAGCAACCUUUUAAAAGGUCUGACCAGCAACAGAGCAGCAGAGAUCCUAGCUCGAGAUGGCCCCAAUGUCCUGACGCCUCCUAAGCGCACUCCUGAGAUUGUCAAGUUUUUGAAGCAAAUGAUUGGUGGUUUCUCCCUUCUGCUUUGGAUUGGAGCAAUGCUUUGCUGGACUGCUUUUGCAUUUCAGCUAGCAGAAGGCAAUGCUACAGCCAAAGACAACUUGUAUUUAGGUGUUGUACUUGCUGGAGUUGUCAUCCUCACUGGCUGCUUUGCCUAUUAUCAAGAAGCAAAGAGUACCAAUAUCAUGGCGAGCUUUCAAAAGCUGGUUCCCCAGCAAGCCCUUGUUAUUAGGGAUGGCAUAAAACAACAAAUUACAGCAGAUAAACUGGUUGUUGGCGAUAUUGUGCAGAUCAAAGGUGGUGAUCAGAUUCCAGCAGACAUUCGUAUCCUUUCUGCCCAGGGUUGCAAGGUGGAUAAUUCUUCUCUCACUGGUGAGUCUGAAGCACAGUCUCGAACAGCUGAAUACACACACGAGAAUCCGCUCGAAACAAAGAACAUUGGCUACUAUUCCACUACUUGUCUUGAAGGCACUGCUACAGGCAUGGUGAUCAGCACAGGAGAUCGCACCAUCAUUGGAGGAAUUGCAUCGCUUGCAUCAGCAGUAGAAAAUGAGAAGACUCCAAUCGCAAAAGAGAUUGAACAUUUUGUCUACCUUAUAACUGGAUUAGCUGUGGGAAUGGGAGUUGCGUUCUUCAUCAUUUCAAUAAGUCUAGGCUACAGAAUACUGGAUUCCAUCAUCUUCUUGAUUGGCAUCAUUGUUGCUAAUGUCCCUGAAGGUCUUCUGGCUACCCUCACCGUUAGUCUCACCCUAACAGCCAAAAGAAUGGCCAAGAAGAACUGCCUCGUAAAAAAUCUGGAGGCUGUUGAGACUUUGGGCUCCAUUUCGAUUAUCUGCUCUGAUAAAACAGGAACACUUACCCAGAAUCGAAUGACUGUAGCUCAUUUGUGGUUUGACAAUCAAAUCUACACAGCAGAUACCAGUGAAGAACAGGCAGCGCAGACCUUUGACCAAUCAUCACAAACAUGGACAGCUCUGGCCAAGAUUAUUGCACUCUGUAAUCGAGCGGAAUUCAAUGCAGCACAGGAUGAUGUCCCAAUUAUGAAGAGAGAAGUGGUUGGAGAUGCCUCAGAAAGUGCCCUUCUGAAGUUCUCUGAAACUGUAUUCGGUAACGUGAUGGAAUUCAGAAAUGAAAAUGUAAAAGUAUUUGAAAUACCAUUCAACUCUACCAACAAGUUUCAGCUCUCCAUUCAUAAGACCAACAAUCCAUAUGACAAACGGCUUCUCUUAGUAAUGAAGGGAGCACCAGAGCGUAUCUUGGAGUCUUGUUCCACCGUGAUGCUGCAGGGCAGGGAAGUCCUGCUGAAUGCUGCCGAGAUAGAUGGUAUUCAGACAGCUUAUAUUGAACUCGGAGGACUGGGCGAGAGGGUUCUAGGAUUUUGCCAUCAUUAUUUACCAAGGGACAAAUAUCCAGAUUUGUACAUAUUUGACUCGGAUAACAGGAACUUCCCAAUCUCUGAUUUGUGCUUUGUUGGCCUCUUGUCUUUGAUUGAUCCACCCCGCUCGAGUGUCCCAGAUGCAGUUCUCAAAUGCCGAAGUGCGGGAAUCAAAGUAAUUAUGAUCUCUGGUGAUCACCCGAUCACAGCAAUGGCUAUAGCAAAGAGUACUGGUAUUAUCUCAGCUGAUAAUGAGACAGUGGAAGAUAUUGCAAAGCGUCUUAAUGUUUCAGUCAGUCAAGUGAAUAAAAGGGAAGCCAAGGCUGCUGUUAUAAAUGGUUCUGAAGUCAAAGACAUGAAUCCUGAGUUCUUAAAGGAAAUUUUGAUGAGCUACACUGAAAUAGUAUUUGCCAGAACAUCACCUCAACAGAAACUAUUUAUUGUUGAAGCCUGCCAAAGACAGGGAUCCAUUGUGGCAGUGACAGGGGAUGGUGUGAAUGAUGCACCAGCUCUGAAGAAAGCAGAUAUUGGAAUAGCUAUGGGAAUUACAGGCUCUGAUGCAGCCAAACAUGCAGCAGACAUGAUUCUACUGGAUGAUAACUUUGCCUCAAUAGUCACUGGAGUGGAGGAAGGUCGUCUGAUUUUUGACAAUUUGAAGAAGGCAAUUGCUUACACCCUGACCAAAAACAUGGCAGAAUUGUGUCCAUUCCUUGUUUAUACCAUUGCCAGUAUACCCCUUCCCAUUGGUACCAUUACCAUCCUCCUCAUUGACUUGGGUACAGAUAUUAUUCCAUCUAUUUCUCUGGCUUAUGAGAGAGCAGAAAGAGAUAUAAUGAAUGUCCAUCCAAGAGUCUCUGGUAGAGAUCGGCUAGUCAACUUGCAACUUGCUUCUUAUUCAUAUCUUCAAGUUGGUGUGACACAGUCAUUCGGAGGAUUUCUCUGUUACUUCACUGUCUUGGCAGACCAAGGCUGGCUUCCAUCAAGGAUUAUUGGCAUCCGUGUACCUUGGGAAGAUGCCACUAAUAAUGAUGUUGAGGACAGCUAUGGACAAGAAUGGACGUUUCAGCAGAGGUUGUACGUGGAGUGGACCUGUUACACAGCUUUCUUUGUUGGGAUAGUUAUUGAACAACUUGCUGAUUUAAUUAUUCGUAAAACCCGGCGGAAUUCUAUUUUCCAGCAGGGAAUAUUUGGAAAUAAAAUGUUGUGGAUAGGUCUUCUCUCUCAGAUUUGCAUUGCUGUCCUCCUUUGCUAUAUCCCUGGGAUGGUAGACAGCCUUCAUUUUACUCCUCUCAGGGUUCAGUACUGGUUUGUGGCCUUGCCUUUCGCCAUUGUAAUUUUUGUAUAUGAUGAAAUUCGUAAAUACUUCAUUCGCAGAUAUCCUGGAAGAUCGUGGAAUAAACCAAGCAUUCUACAAUUUGGAGAGAGAAGCAGAAACAUAACUAAAAGAGAACAUACCUGUUGCUACUGUCAUUGUAAAAUACCCAGUGCUUGUUUAAUUGUUUUGUGACAUCAGUAAAAAAACAUUUGAUUAUUA